Molecule: messenger RNA, 1263 nt
Organism: Syzygium oleosum
Lineage: Eukaryota; Viridiplantae; Streptophyta; Magnoliopsida; Myrtales; Myrtaceae
Product: transcription factor MYB36
Exons: 3
Coding region: 4-1263 (419 amino acids)
Source: RefSeq, a predicted model, not a curated record
GAAAUGGGAAGGGCUCCGUGUUGUGACAAGGCAAAUGUGAAGAAAGGGCCAUGGUCUCCUGAAGAGGAUGCUAAGCUCAAGGCUUACAUUGAGAAGUAUGGAACUGGUGGAAACUGGAUUGCCCUUCCUCAGAAAGUUGGGCUAAAGAGAUGUGGGAAGAGUUGCAGACUGAGGUGGCUGAAUUACUUGAGACCCAACAUCAAGCAUGGCGGAUUCACUGAGGAAGAGGACAACAUCAUCUGCAGCCUCUACAUCAGCAUUGGCAGCAGGUGGUCAAUAAUUGCAGCCCAAUUGCCAGGAAGAACAGAUAAUGACAUCAAGAACUACUGGAACACCAGGCUGAAGAAGAACCUGCUCGGAAGACGAAAGCACAGCAUCAACAGCAACACGGUGAUGAAUCGUUUCUCGUCAUCGCACACAUCUCAAUUGAACCCAGCAAGAAAUCUGAACACUGCAUCACCAGACGAUGAUGACUCUUCGUCACCAUAUAACUCACAUGCUUUGAGCAACUCUGCCCUUGAAAGGCUUCAACUCCACAUGCAGCUUCAGAUCCUCCAAAACCCUUUGUUCUCAAGCUUCUACAACAACCCUGCACUUUGGCCCAAGAUUCACCCCCUGAGAGAGAAGAUGAUCCAGAGCCUCCGCCUCUUGAACCAAAACCCUAAUAACACUAAUUGCCCCGGUCUCAUUGAACAGCUUGCACUGGCCAAUGGGUCUCAACAACAAGCUGAGGACAUCGAACGGAACAAGGCUGAUCUCUAUGACCUCACCUCCACUGAUCCUAAUGAUGUCUCACUCCAACAUGAUUCUCUCAAGAUCACCGCUUCCAAGAUCGAAGACCUGGUGAACUCUUUGAGCACUGGGGGAUCGGCUUCCUCGGAUGGCUCGGUUUCCUUCAACUACGCCAAGAAUUUGAUCGACCCAGCCCUUAUGGCUGAAGUAGAUGGUGCUGAAGCAAUGUCAUAUGGUAAUGCAUACACCGGCGCUGCGUCAAACAUCCAAGCUGAGCUGGACAAUAUGGGGAAUGACAAAGCAGCCAAUGAUUUCGCGCCUCGGGAGGAUCAUCCGAACACUAACGCCGAGUUCGAUUAUUUCAAGGAAGUGAAUGGUUCUAAGGACAACAUCCUCUGGUGGUCUAAUGAGCUAGACAUGAAAUUGGCAUCCGCCAUUUCCUGGGAUUCGGCGAAUCACUCCGUUUUCCAGAACGAAGGAAUGUUCCAAGACUAUGGAUCAGGAGCAAUCAGCGGUAGCAGCCAGUAUUAG